Messenger RNA from Moesziomyces aphidis, 858 nucleotides. The record is from the annotation of a GenBank genome assembly. NCBI's taxonomy places the organism in Eukaryota, Fungi, Basidiomycota, Ustilaginomycetes, Ustilaginales, Ustilaginaceae.
AUGGCGGUGAUCAGGGGGCAAGGCCAAGAUGGGCGCGUGCAUGGGCGUUCGAUUGCGCCGCCUCGAAGCGCUAAGCAACCGCACAGGAACGACGACGCCAGAUCCAGCGCCCUCACCUGCAACGAGGCUCGAGCUCGACAGCACAUGGUUGCAACGCGCAACGCCUUGCUUGGCACCACUCAGCUCUCAGUAGUCUACAGCAACAGCUGUUCGAAUUGGUCCAAGGUGAGCGGAGAUGAGCAGCAGAAGCAGCAGCAGCGUCGGAAGAGCGUGCCCAACAGGCCGCGCGGUGAGACCGACACUGGCGAGGUGCGGGAUCGACGAGAUGCAUGGCUUCGGACACUCCGACCCCAGUCGAUUCGCCAGCGCGGGCCGACCGACGACGCGUUGCUGCUGGCGGCGGAGCGGGCGCGAAUCCAGUGUUGCGCAGAGAUGCACGCUGCACCGCUGGCGCCGAGGCUGUUGACGCGAGCCGACACGGCUGGGAUGCCUCGAGCUGCACGUCUGCGCAUGCGCCUCGGUUGCGCCGACGAGGGCAGACCAAUGCAGAUCAACGCAGAUCAACGCGUGUUUUUCUCGCUUCCUCUCGCCAAUGCCACAAUGCCACAAUGCCAGAAUGCCACACUUGAGCCUGCAGAUGCCAAGUUUGUCGAUCAUCGCCAUCCCUUCCUUUGCCGUACGUCAGUCAAACAGCUUCGACGGGCGCAGAGGCUGCCCUUUGACAACGUCCAAGAUGGGCAGGUCGGAUCACCCGCGCAGCAACACACUGUCGCUGCGCUGCCGUUGCUCUCUUUGCGCUCCGCUCCUGCGCUCCUUUCGCUCGAGUUCGAAAGGCGAGCCAUGCUCAACGCCUCUUGA